AUGAAGGCCUAUUAUCGAGCAGGACAGGCUGCCUCAAAACUGUCCAGGAAAUCCAUUGCGGAAGUCUAUGCACGCUCUGGUAUUUUUGCAUGUGGCAGCAGUUCAGAACUCCUACAGUUAUUAGAAGAAACUCUUAAUUCCUCCAAAAAAGCCAAUAUAGAAAUUGCAGCAGCAUCAUUAUCUUCAACCAGCAUAUCCGUUACUAGCAAGUUAGAGCAGGAAUAUGCCAAACUUGGCUCUAAUACCCCCUAUACGUACAAAGUGACAAAGGGAACGCAAGCUAAUAUCGUGGAGGUCACCAUACAUGACAAAUGUGAAAAUCAAAAGGGAACAGGGAAAAAGUCUAAACAAGAGAAAGGAUCAAAGGAAAAUCUAGUACAUAUUGCAGGAUUGGCCCAGUUGGAAGAACGUUUAAUGAAUGAAGUACAUGAAAUGUGGGAUAAAGGUGAAGAGAGAGAAAACAAUAAGCAGAAAGGUAAUAACCAUGAAAAGGAGAAAAAGGUAGAAGAAAAGCGAAGAACUAAGGUAGAAGAGAUAGGAAGACUGGAAGAGAAAAGCUUCACUAAUGAGUACUUCUUGGAGUGUUUACAUAGAGCGAGAAGAGCAUAUGAGGAGAGGAACUUCAUGAAGGCAGUGAUUUUGUUUCAACAAUGCUUGGAUGUCUAUAGUCUUGAAAAUGUACGACGAUGUUCUGCAGCUGAGCCCCAUUAUGAGCAAACUCUGCAGUUUCUGGUUGCAGCAACUGCUAUCAAAGGUGAGCCUGACCAGCCCUUGGAGGCCAUAAAAAUUAUGGAGUCACUACUCAAACAUUCAAGCCUCUUCCGUAAUUCUCCUGCCGUUUAUUACUUCCUAGCCUUCGGAUACAGCAAGAAGUUUAUGUAUCAGUGCCGGAAUAAAACAGAUAUAGCAGAUGCAUUCACAAUCAUAUCUUGUAAGCAAAGUUAUCAAUUGGCAACAGUAUACCAAGAAAUGUGGUGA
Molecule: messenger RNA, 978 nt
Organism: Penaeus vannamei (Pacific white shrimp)
Lineage: Eukaryota; Metazoa; Arthropoda; Malacostraca; Decapoda; Penaeidae
Source: RefSeq, a predicted model, not a curated record